Plasmodium malariae is the source of this 237-nucleotide messenger RNA. Its product is annotated as conserved protein, unknown function. Bases 1 to 237 code for a protein of 78 amino acids. Lineage: Eukaryota; Apicomplexa; Aconoidasida; Haemosporida; Plasmodiidae. The record is from RefSeq and is a predicted model, not a curated record. The transcript has 3 exons.
AUGGGUAAAGGAAGCAAUGCAUGUAAAAGAAACCAAGCAAGGGAGAGGAAAAACGUUGAAGUAAAAGCGGGGAAAUCUCAACUAAAAGCGAAUAAAGAAGCACUGAACGUUAUUUGCAAAGUGUGUUAUACUGUAUUUAUGCAGACGCAGAGUAUUGCACAGCUAGCCGAGCAUGCCCAAAAUAAACAUAAUAAAGACGUUAAGGAAUGUUUUCCUGAUAAAUUUCUAAGUUUAUAA